UAAACUUUAGACCACUUCUUCCUGAUCUCCAAAACAGGAGGUAAUCGUCAAGGCGGACAUACUGACCUUAAUUCACCCUUUUUUGCUAAACUUUAUUUAAAAAAAGUAGUUGUAUCGGACAUUAUCACCACAAAUAUGACUUUGGAUCUGCCAGUUCUCCUCGCAGCAGUGUCGAUACUGUCUGCUGUCCAUCUGACAUUUCAGGCAAGACGUGUGGGGUGGUCAAGGAUGAAACAUAAAAUUAUGCCACCCACUGUUACUGGUCCACCUGAGUUUGAAAGGACAUUUCGUGCACACCAGAAUAGUGUAGAGUCAUAUUCCAUUUUCUUGGUGGUAUUGUGGAUCUCUGGCAUCUUUUUCAAUGAAGUGCUUGCUGCUUUUGGAGGACUUUUGUAUAUUGUGGGCAGAGAGAUGUACUUUACCGGCUAUAUUCAUGAAAGCAAGAAGAGGUUGCCAGGGUUUUACUUGGUGUUGUGUGCCCUGUUAUUCCUAACUGUGAUGGCUACCGUUGGAAUUAUUCAAUCAUUUUUGGACAAAUAUCUCAACAUCAGACUUCUCUGAAUAAUUUCAUUCAAAUUUUCAAAAUGGUUUUCAUCAAUUUAAUAAACAAAAGGCAUGUAAAAUGUAUACUUUAUGCAUGUUUCAGAUAAACUUGAUGUGUUUAUGUUUUAUGUGUCAGUUUAUUCUAAUUCUAAGAUUUAUAUUACAGCAUCAAGUUAUAAACUCUAAAUUACUAAAUUACUGCUAUUCACUUGUAGAAAGCAUGAUCUUAAGUGGAUGACAUUUGGACGGAAUUGGAAAGCUAAUAUAUUUUUGUAAGUACAGUACUUACCAAAAUCGAGUUUGGUUUUGAGAACUAGUGUGUCAAAACUGACAGAUUUGUCCUGAUUCAGAUCUUCAAGGAGAAAUGGGUCUUCUUAUAAAUGCAGAUUGUCUUGAGAAACAUUAAAGGUUUAUUGUUUGUCACCCUGUCACUUGCAUUCCUGUUAAGAGUAUUUUUAAACAUGUUAGAACAUAGAAGUUGAAUUUAAAAGGAAUGAAUAAACCAAUAAAGCUUUAAAAUAUUUUUA
This is a messenger RNA of Cyprinus carpio (common carp), 1070 nucleotides long. RefSeq names its product microsomal glutathione S-transferase 2-like. Gene Ontology annotation, cellular component: nuclear envelope; membrane; endoplasmic reticulum. Gene Ontology annotation, biological process: leukotriene biosynthetic process. Lineage: Eukaryota; Metazoa; Chordata; Actinopteri; Cypriniformes; Cyprinidae. The record is from RefSeq and is a predicted model, not a curated record. Gene Ontology annotation, molecular function: glutathione transferase activity; glutathione peroxidase activity; leukotriene-C4 synthase activity.